CGUGCGCCUCCCGGCCAGAGAGAACCCGGCGCGUGUCCUCCGCUUAUACGCCUGCACGGUCGGAGAGAGGCGGCGGCGUCGGCAGCUGCCAGCGUCGAUGCACCGUCGCGUGCCGCGGCCGCUCCGGCUACGACUGCGCUGCUGCUCCUCCUGAGGUCGCCGCCCAACAAAGAAAACAAGAAAAAAAAAGCUAAAAAGGCGCAGCGGUAGCUGCGGCUGCGACAAAAUACCGAGGCACCCCCCCACCACUUCGCGCGCCUCCGCGCCGCCAAGUCGAGGCUUCCAAGUGUGGUGCACAGAUCGCGGAAGGCCGUCCACGUCUGAAACCCCCAAACUCGCCUGAAAUCGUCGCCUUUCCGCCGGAUGUGUGCGUGGUGUGUGUUCGUCUUUACGCGCCAGCGACGAUCGAAAGUCCACAUGCAUCGGCCCAUCUUUUUUUGCUUUUUGCCUCCUUUCCGUCUCGACUGACCGUCACUCGUGUUCGCCUUAGAAGUGGUGAAUUCUUCCCUAGUUCUUGGAAGUAGCCUUUUUGAUUUUUUUUUUGUUUGUUUUUGUUUCACUUUGUCACUUCGGUUGCAUUUGUGCCUGCGCUCCCAGUCCAGACGAACCGCGAGUUUUGUUCUACCAGCAGUGAUGUUCACGGAUUAACCGCCGCACGGACCAAAAAAAAAAAAAAGCACAGGAAAAAAAAAAAAAAAAAAAGAUGGCUUGAAACAAAAUUCCAAAUCUUCCAGCAUGCUUUUGCACGCCGUCCUCGUUCCCGGGGUGUGACCGCGCGCAAACGAUCAAGCUCAGCGUGGAUGCAUCGUCGUCGCUUGACCGGAUCCACAGCUCUCACUUCGCCGACGUCGCCCCGCCGACCCGACCGCUUCGAUGCGGGUGUAGCACCCUCCGUGUGCCCGGGGCUUGUUCAGACUUGCUUCUAUCGGGGUGCGGACUUCGCGCUCUGCGAGACGAUCGCCCCUCGGGAAAGAGGAAAGACCUCGAAGGAGACGACCCCCCGUUUCGACGAGUUCGCUGUGUGUCGUCGCCGCGCGUGGACUCUUGCGGACGAUGAGAAGAAGCUGACGCGCUGAGAGGAAUGAAGCUGCCGCUGCGGCGUCCACCCGGCUCGCGGCCCGGCCUCGCCGCGUUGCUCACGACCUGGUUGCUGCUGCUUCUGAUGCCCCUCGGAUUGCGAGCCCUGCCACCGGUCAUCAGAGUCGGUGGCCUGUUCGACAACGCGGAUGACGAACAGGAGUUCGCCUUCCGUGUGGCCAUCGACCGCAUCAACAACGACAACGGGGUCCUGCUGCGGUCUCGACUCCUGCCGCACAUCGAGCGCCUCGACAAGGACGACAGCUUCCGAGCCACCAAAAAGGUGUGUUCGCUGCUGAGCACGGGCAUCGCGGGCAUCCUUGGCCCUUCGUCGGACGUGACCAGCAUGCACGUGCAGUCCAUCUGCGACGCCCUGGACAUACCGCACGUGGAGAUGCGCUGGGACUUCCAGCUGCAGCGCGACGACCUGUCCAUCAACCUUUUCCCCAAGCCCUCGGUGCUAGCCAAGGCCUACGUCGACCUCAUCAAAACCUGGGGUUGGAACAGGUUCGCCCUCGUCUACGAGGACCACGAAGGUAUCAUAAGGCUUCAGGAUUUUCUGAAAGAGGCCCGGGGCAACGACUGGAACAUUCAGAUGUACCAGUUCCACUCAGGUCAGCCAUACCGGGACCUUUUCUGGAAGAUCAAGAAGACAAAAGAAACACGGGUUGUACUGGACGUCAAGAGGGAAAACCUAUUCAUUGCCCUAAAGCACGCGCAGCAAGUAGGAAUGCUUACGGAAAGCCACAGUUACCUCAUCACUUCACUCGACCUGCACACGGUGGACCUGGAAGAAUUCAAGUACGGCCAGACCAAGAUCACGGGCUACAGACUGGUGGACGUGGACAGCCCCGAGUUGCAGGGUUUCCUCAAGGACUGGGAGAUAAUGUCCUCCAGAAUGGAUCGCAGAACGCCCGUCCCGCAAACGAUAAGGACGGAGACAGCCCUAAUGUAUGACGCUGUAAAGCUAUUCGCCAUGGGCUUGCACCAGUUGGACUUGACCAGAGCGGUAGACUUUCCCGUGAUCUCCUGCGACAUGGCGGUAUCAUCAUCGGAUGGUAGUAGCCUCAUCAACCUUAUGAAGCCCAUCACUUUGCAAGGCCUGACAGGCGAGGUGAGCUUCGACCCUCAAGGUUUUCGAUCUACCUUUAAUCUGGACAUCAUGGCCCUAAAGAGUGAAGGGCUACAGAAGGUGGGGCGCUGGAACCCGAGAGACAACGUGACGGUGGAAGAAAACGUCACCUCGGAUUAUGACUCCCUUCUCAUCAAGGACAAGACACUCAUCGUGACGACGGUGCUGACGGAUCCUUACAUGAUGCUCAAGGAAUCCGCCGUCGACCUUGUGGGCAACGAUCGAUUCGAAGGAUAUUGUGUCGACCUUCUGCAAGAGCUUUCUCAGCAGCUGACCUUCAAGUAUGAGAUCCACUUGGUCAAAGACAGGGCCUACGGGCUGCAGAAUGAAACUGGCCAUUGGAGUGGCAUGAUCGGAGAGGUAGUUAGUGGGAAAGCAGACCUAGCCAUCGCAGACCUUACCAUAACUUCAAAACGCGAAGUUGCCGUCGACUUUACGAUGCCGUUCAUGAACACGGGCAUCAGCAUCCUCUUCAAGAAGCCCACCCAGAAGGUGACGACGCUGUUCAGCUUCCUGUCGCCGUUCAGUAUGGAGGUGUGGGCGUACGUGGUGGGCGCCUACAUCGGCGUCUCUGUGGUGCUAUUCCUCGUGGGCCGGCUCAGCCCCUACGAGUGGGACAACCCACACCCAUGCCGUCAGAACGACCAGGUUCUCGAGAACAGCUUCAGCCUGCUCAACUCUCUCUGGUUCACCAUCGGAUCACUCAUGCAGCAAGGCUCGGACUUGGCACCCAAGGCCAUGUCAACGAGAACAGUGGCAGGCAUCUGGUACUUCUUUACGCUCAUCAUGAUUUCAUCGUACACUGCCAACUUGGCUGCCUUCUUGACCGUCGAGAAGACGGUCUACCCAAUUGAGAAUGCCGAAGACCUCGCCAAGCAGAGCAAGAUCAAAUAUGGCUGUCUGCGAUCGGGUAGCACACGAGCAUUUUUUAACGAAUCCAAAAUCCCGACCUACAAGAUGAUGCACAAGUACAUGCUUGAUCACGAGAAAGACGUCUACGUCGAAACUGCCACAGACGGUCACACUCGAGUGAUGGCCGGGGACUAUGCCUUUCUCAUGGAAUCUGCCUCCAUCGAGUAUAUCAUCGAGAGAAACUGCAACCUCACACAAAUCGGAGGCCUGCUUGACAACAAGGGAUACGGCAUCGUCACGAGAAAAAAAUCCCCCUACCGGCAGAUCCUGUCCAGCGGCAUCCUCAAGCUGCAAGAGGCAGGGAAACUGCACAGCUUCAAGGAGAAGUGGUGGAAGGAGCGCAAGGGUGGCGGAAAGUGUGUCGACGACGCCAAGAAGUCGUCGGCGGUCACCGAGCUCAGCCUGGCCAACGUGGGUGGCGUCUUCGUCGUCCUCCUGGGAGGAUUGGCCCUCGCGUCCAUCGUUGCCGUCAUGGAGUUCUUCUUCAAGGCCCGAAAGAUGGCCAAGGAGGACUCGGAGUCCCUUUGCAAGGAAAUGUUGAAGCAGCUCAAAUUCGCCAUCUCGUGCCGUAGUUCCACGAUGCCAGUGAAAGGUGCCAAGCCUCCCGAGGUGGACAGCAACGGAGGCGACUACCGAAUCUCCACGCUGCCAUCGUUCACGUCGGACUUCUGAGAGACACUUUUUGCUCUAACUUGAUUCACUUUUUUUCCUUUCCUUUCACAAUUUUCAUCAGUUUGGUUUCUUUUCACUCGUAUUCGCCUUUAAAGUAUCGUGGACCCGCCUCGACCACUUCCAUUUUUGUCCGGUUUUUACUACUACCAAGAGCGUCGCGGCGGUGCAGCAACCACCGAAUCGAGGAGUACCUCAAAGUACACAGAGAAACCGCAAGCUUAGAUGUGACAGUUACCUGCUCAGUAGAAAGCUGCAGCCUACCGGGCAGCGUGUGCAGAACCUGCAUCACAACUACUACUACGUGUGUGGGUUUACGAGAAAACAUACCUAUACAUCUGUUUUCUCAUUGAGUUGUUGUAUCGUGACGUUGUACGCGUUUGUCAUGAUGUUUCUUUUUCUACGAUACAAUAUACGCGGAAGAUGUUUGAAAUGGUCCUCACACCGAUUGAUUUACAUAAGGGAGGUUGUUUGUACAGAUUUCGCUGCUGUAUAUAAACUUUAUGAUUGUUAGUGCACGUAAAAUUGCGUUAUAAUAUUAUGAUUAGUGGAUACUUUGUCGAAAUUUUCAUUUCCUUUUUAGCAGGCUGUACUUUAAUUAAGUACAAAGUGAUGCGUCUAGUGUUUAUUGCAGUUACAUAGGAAUGUAGAAUAGAAACCAAGGCAGUCCUACUUCUCGAACAUGGUGCCGUUGAUAUUGUGUACUGUUAUUGGUUACAAUCUACAACUUCCUUCUGUACAUGACCCUUUCACUCCUUUAACCUAUUACCUGCUUGCACAGUGCGCGGAGCGUUUUAAGAAAUAGUUAUUUGCUGCGUAAAAUGUCUUUCGAAUGUUACCAUCGAAAAUACUGUCUUAUUCGCGAAUUGCUUUGAAAUACUGAAUGGUAUACAUAAUGUGAGAGGUUAUCCUAACUUUUGUCUAAGAUUACAUCUAUUGUAUGAGACGAGAGCACGAGAUUCUUUAGUUACGAAGACACUCAUAUAAGACAUUCGAUAAUGAGGAAACGGAAACGAGGAAUUUUGUAGUUUUAAUUUAAAUGCGAGAAAGCUUGCGUUGUUUUCUUCAAUGCCGAAUCUUUACGGAAACUCAAAAACAAAUGAAAUGGGAACCAUUGUUUUAUAACAAAAAAUUCAAGAAAUGUGGAUGUUUGCGGUUAAGUCAUUGUCGUGUUAAUCCGCGUUACGAUCCGCGUUAAUAAUUUAUUUGGACGCUAUUAGCGUUGAGUGGAUCUCAUCCUCGUCCUUUGGUUAGUAAAUAAUGAAUACUAAGUACGACUGCGACCAUAAACUGCGAAAAGAAGCGAUUUAUGUUCACACCCGCUCUACAAAUAUUUGUAUUAAAAUUCAUUCAACAUGUUAAAAACAGAAUUACUGCAAUUGACGAAUUAAUCCGGACGUUACUAGUGAUGUAGAGCUGCGUAGCAUCGAUUAAAGGGGAAUCAUCUUUCCUAUUCUAAUUUAAAAUCAGUAGGAUUAACCUAUAAAACGGCCGGAGUAUUCGACGUGUUUAUUAGGACAGGGGCAUAAAAACAUUUUAUGAUAAAUUAAACGGUCUUGGUGCUUGCAGUGUUAGCUGUACACAAACUCAAGGCAAGACACAAAUAAGACUAUUAAGAACAUCGUUGUCAGGAACGAGCAAGUGCAUCAAUAUGGCACCUUAGAUUUAGAACGACCUGGUCAAAUUGAUAUAAGUGCAAUGCCCUGGGCCCCCCAAAUAACAUUUUUUGUUUCAGUUUCUUUAUUCUUUAUGAGUGUUCGAUGCAUUAAUAUAUUAGACAAUUCAACAUUAACGUAUUACACAAAAUUAAAAAUAAGUCGUUUUAUAUUUUUUCGCAAUAUCUCUUGUAGGGGUCGUUGGCUUGCUUCUUAAAAUAGUAGACGUGUUUUAAUGUUAUCGUCAGAAGGUUUGUGAAGGCUUACAAAGUACACGCAUUAACCUGUUAAAAAGUUUUUUAUACCUUAUUCGUUUCUAUAUUCAUGGCGGCUCUUACCCUAAUUUUUUUAUACAAAGAAAUUAAAAUAAAUUCUAAUUUUGGUUCAUGACCGUACGACUAAUCAGACACAUGGACCCUCAUUUUUAUUUUUAUUUUUUUGUUUUUAAAACAAAAAAAAAUGGCACGUGCCAAUCAAAGAUGUGCUUCUGAAAGCAUAUUUUUGCGACCCGAUUUCUCAGGAUCCGGCUGUAUGUUUCAUAGUCGCGACCAUUAAAUGUUACAGGUUAUAAAACGAGAAUUCGCCUCUGAAAACAAUAUAAGUAUUCCCGUGCCCUUGAAGUUUGUGAAUUUUUCUAUUCGCGAAGUUAACGAAAAUUAGAAGCUCGUGGGCACUAAGACCUUUACAGAAAUUGAACUGAAUUUCCAUGACGUUAGAUUACUUAGUUGAAGUUAUCUCAAAUAUUCGCGCUCGAUCCAUUGCCACCCGACCUUGAAAAAUGGGCAGUGGCACUUAUAAACAAACUAUACAAAGGAAAUGUGGAUUCGAUGUGCAGAAAACUCUCCUGCAGAAAUAUAUAAAACAAUAUAGUGUUAACAUUAAGUACUCCUAAUUAAGUGGUAGUACAGCUGAUCCAGAUUAUUCUUGAGAUAGGUUGACUUUUCCUGGCCUACUCUUAAAAUUGUUAUUUCUCCAGACAGGUUCAGAAUUCAACGUGCGCAGAAAAACAAAUUGUGAGUCCGCACGCAAAUUUUUUUCAUCAACGCUUAAGUUGUUUUCAGCGUCUUACGAACCUGUAAAACCAACGCAACCUAUAUUAUGUUUAUACUGCUGCUGUCCUCAGACACCGUAAACCCUCAAUCUUAGAAUAUAAAAAAAAAAUUUUUUUCUUCAUAAUUUGCAUGUUAUACUAACGACAUCAUUGUGAACUUGCCUCCGUCUUGCUGUGGCAACAUGAAAUACUUAAUUCAUCUGAAACAUACAAUAUUUAGUUCUAAAGCAGCAAUACAAUUAUAUACUAAAACUUUGCUCAAGUUUGCGGAAGUCUGUAAUUAUUUAUUGUUACGUUCCUUUCGCUAAAAUGCCUGCUUUAAAGUAGGCAGCUACACGGGAUCAUUGUGGUUCGGGCCUGGGUAGGGCCAAACUUUCCAACUUAAGGCACAGAUUAUCACAAAUCAUUUUAAAUAUCCAGUAAUGUAGAUUAUACCCACAACCCAAACAACCAAAUUGGUACGCGAUUCCACCUUUUUUAGAUAAUGUGUACUCUUAGAGACCAGUGAAAUACUGUAGAAAGCUCAUUACAGCAAGAACGGCAAGACGUAUAUGGCACUAUUGACUCCAUAUAUCUCGUGGAGUAUGCCUAACAUUUUUUCAUGGGGAUAUUUCAUGGCUAACCAUUCUAGAUAUCACUUAAUUACACUUUUUAUGUGUGCUUUGUGUUCUGUUAAAAAAAAAAACAACCCAUUCGUCGCUUCAUAGUUUCGAUGAUAGCUGACUUCUAUUAGAUGGUUUUAAUUUUUGUAAUACAAAAGCGUGUUCUAAAGUGAGUUACAUAUGUAAUAUUCGGUUUCUACGUAGCACAUGGCGUUCUUGUCUAUUCAGUGCUAGUGAUACCAUUUUUACAUCUUGCAAAAUCCGAUGUGUCAGAGUCAUGAUAUGUACAGAAUAGUAGGCCACCAUAGUUACAGUUUAUCCUCACAGAAGUUAUCUUCAUAUAACCUAAAAAAUGUUUCACACUAAACUCUCUCUGGUGCGUAUUAACGGCGGAAAUAGACGUGGCGCGCGUGGUCACAUCUCGAGUUUGUACAUAAAGAACUGCAGUGCACUGUUGGUUUGGAUGAAAUGCCUGGGAUUGCUCAUCGGUAGAGGUCGAAAGGAAAUGUUUUAUUUCUUUUAGUGUGUUAAAAUUGUUCGCUGCUCAUGUUUCUUUGGAUUCAAUUGGUUUUUAAAUACAAUAUUUUUAGCUGUUUGGAAAACAAAACUCACGAUAUCUAUUUACGGCUGGUGUUAUCUCAUGAAAGAUCUGCAGUUGUAAUCCUCCCAAAAAUGUCACAUUUUCACAGUACUUUACAGCCACAAAAUGCAUCAUAAAAAAUUCGUAAUACAGGUCCAGAGACAAAAUAUCAUUCUUCUUCUGCUCUAUUACGUUUUUGCUCUACAACUCGUAUAGCACAUUAACCAAACAUAAAUAUUUGAAUUAUUUUUUCGGUGUAGUUUCAAAAGAUUGGUAUGAUGCAAAAUUAUGUCAUGCGUGUUUUAUUUACCCCAUCAACUAAAAGGGAACGUCAAUAUAUACCUACCGGAAUCAUUUGAACAGUGAGUGGAAUUAUAAUUUGAUCGAUGAUCCCUGGUCUUGUAGUGUAGUAGAAGGCCAAUGUUGCGUUUGGCGUUUUCACUGUGGUGACUGUGUAUGAUACAGCGAUUGAUGAAUAAGAACCACAAUUGACACGUAACUAGUUUCUACUUCAACUUGCAUAAAAAGCUGACGCACUAGAGAUACCUCCUGGUAGAAACAGUUUCGCGUGGUACCUUUAAGUUUCUCAUCGUAAUAUUUUACGCAUGCUGACCCUAGCUAAUAGAGUAUAAAAUAUUAGAAUUUCUUAAUAUGUUCAACAGUACCAUUUUCUCUAGUAGAACAAUUAUACGGCGUUGAAUUUGUCUACGCAUUGGCGUUUUCCAAAGUUUAAACAACAGUUAUGUGUGAUAUAUAUAUGAUUAAACUCUGCGCUGAAACCUACAUGCGGUUGUCUAUAAUUAUCAUGAUGUAGUUUCAUUCAAGAAAUUACUUACCAAAUCACUGGAGGGUAGUCUCUUUGCAAUGUUUUUCUUUUGCUCUAUUUAUUUCUGCUUGAGUCAUCAAGAGAGUAGUGUUGACAACAAGUUUGGGAAAUUUGUUACUGAAGUGUUGUUUGGAUGGGUGCAGUAUCAUUUUGAUACAUUAUUAAAGUAUUUUAACUAAAUAAAAGCUCCGCAUCAAAUCACUUUCGUGUCGUUUCACACAAUCAACUACCUUUCAUCCAUAUGCCCUGUUUCGUUUUCCGGACUUCAUAAAAUUUAGCAUUGUAUAUGACUGUCAUAAUUUUAUUUAUUCUAUUUCUCUCAAAGUUCACAUUCGACUCCCAACGCAGUCCCUCCCGAAGAUAAGUUGUGCAAUUCAUUUGUCAUACUGUGUGCUGGACCAAAAAGUAGCUUUAAAAAAGGCAACAUUGGCGUUUCUAAAACAACGCAUCAUAAGAAGUUCACUAAGGAUUCUGGUUAACCUGGGGAUCCAAACCGUUGACACAGGUUUGCCGCCUGCCAAAUCGUCAGUUUUUCGAUUCCACCACGAGGGGGCCAAUGGUAACCGGCCACGCGAGCGGCGCUCCGCCGCGGAUAAAAGACCUUCGCGGCGUAUGCGCGGGGACUCUUGUGAUCGCAACGCGGGCGAUAAGGGAAUAAAUGACGGCGUAUU
Ixodes scapularis (black-legged tick) is the source of this 9175-nucleotide messenger RNA. Its product is annotated as glutamate receptor ionotropic, kainate 2. Bases 1082 to 3793 code for a protein of 903 amino acids. The record is from RefSeq and is a predicted model, not a curated record. The transcript has 15 exons. Gene Ontology annotation, biological process: synaptic transmission, glutamatergic; monoatomic ion transport; modulation of chemical synaptic transmission. Gene Ontology annotation, molecular function: transmitter-gated monoatomic ion channel activity involved in regulation of postsynaptic membrane potential; glutamate-gated receptor activity. Gene Ontology annotation, cellular component: postsynaptic membrane; plasma membrane. NCBI's taxonomy places the organism in Eukaryota, Metazoa, Arthropoda, Arachnida, Ixodida, Ixodidae.